UUCUGGUAUUGCACCUAUCUGGUUUGGUGUAAUCAACUCAAAGGAGAGGUUAUUCAUGACCAGUGAAAAAUGUCAAUGAAGACUGACUUAAUGUUUAUGCCGACUUUGAGUUGUCCAUGUAUGGACUAAAGAAGGAAAGUUUAUAUGUCCCAAUGCCCUGCAAAAUGUGGUAGAUGUAUCAGUGCUCUUUGAGUGUUUAAAAGUUUGUUCCAUUUGCUUUCUAGAAUUUCCAAUGAAGAAUACAUAAAAAUGAAAAGAGCAAAACCUUUUGGGGGUUGAACAGUUGUGUCUUAAACGCAGAACACUAAAAUGUACUUGAUGUCGUUUCUAUUUGCGGUACAGAAACCAGCUCGUCUUGGAUAAUGAUUCUUUUGAAUAGAAGCACAGAAAGCGUCAGAAAUGGAGGGAGAGUCACAAUCUCAAAGUUCUCAGAAUUCUCAAAGUAUCUUUUUACCUUCAAGAACUCGUCCAAUUCUUAAUCGGAGAUUUUUGAACAAUCGCACGACCACUGUUCGUCCUUUCACUUUCGUCAGAAACUGGGAGAACAAUAUUUCUCCAGUUGCAGCUGUGUUACAGUCACAAGAAGAACUUUCUGAGGUGUAUACCUCACCAGAACCUGUUGCCCUACAGUCCAAUAUUCCAGUUGCUAUACCACAGCAACAAGAAUAUAGACAUUUAUCAGAAGAAGAAUAUCUUUCUGAAGAAGAAUUAAAUGAACAAGGCACACAGCAAAAAAUAUAUGACCAAGAUGAAAGUGGUUCUGAUGCAGAACAAGGGCAUUACUCAGAGGAUGGAAGGCCAACAUCUGGAGAAGAAAGCACUGAGGAGUAUAUUGAACAAGGGUCAGAUAACAUAGUCUCUAGGAAAUCUAGUUUCAGAGCGAGAGCUGAUCCUGACAAUGAACAAAUGAUGUCGGGUUUGGAAUCGGGUCCAACACAUCAAAAGCAUACAUCUUUGCACACUUCGUUUGCUAAAACUGUCACCCCAAAGCACAGCUCAAGUACUACAGGUUCCAACUCUGGGCCAGUUUAUCAAAGGAGUACCAAGGAUAAAAACAGUACAUUGCCAAAAUCUGUAGGAAAUGAAACCACUUCUUCCUCAACAGCAGAAAGAUCGGGUCCAAGAAUCAGAUACACUCCCAGGCGUCCCCCAAGCAUUGUAAGCACACCCAUGAGUUUUAAAGGAGGAAGAACACAAACUGAGAGAAUUCAAACUCCUUUGAAUAGAAGCAUGGAUCUAAGCAUUCUAGAUGGAACAGCAGUGAUGGAUGCCAGGACACCAAGGGUUCCAGAAAAACAACCUGUGCAAAAACCAAAAAAACGGACUACACAGUCGUUAGAGGAAACAAAUCGGGCAAAAUCUGUUCGUUUGUGGAGUGGAGGUAGAAAGAGAAAUAUUUCUGAUGCCACUGAUCUGGAUGUGGCCCUGGAAGCAAUUGAAGACAUUGCUGCACUUGUUAGAGAUAAUGCAACAACAAAAGCUGUUAGAAGAGGAAUCAGUCAGUUUGUGUUUGAUUUAAGAGAAGUUGUGUUUGACACAAUUGACCUUGCUCUUGAAGUAAGAAGUCUAAAAUCUGCCCAAUUAAAGAGCACAUCUGGUAUAAGAAAACACAGGAUGGAGAUACUGCGCUAUCAGAAAGAUCAAUCUGUGUCAAGGUCAGAAUUGUCUGCCUUGAAAUGGGAACAUGAAGAAGAGAGGAAAAAAUUACAGGCUGCUAAAGAAGUUAGUAGUUUUUUAACUGACCUGCAAGAACUGCAACAAAAGUACAGGGACACGAACCCUGCUCAGGCAGAAGAAGAGGAUUAUCAAGUGGAGGCCAAUGUACCAGCCUUACUCAUCGAAAAAACAAAGGACCUGGAAACAGUCAGCCAACUUCAGCGUAUUAAUUCUAAAAUGGAAACCUGGUUAAAAUUGAACUCUGCCGAGAUGGUAACAAGCAAAUCGUAGACAACUCUCAAACCCAUUCAUAUAUGGAAAUUCCGAAUUCUAAGACAGCAGAAAUAAUACAAUGGAGUUGGUUGCUCUCAAACAGUAGACAGUUGCUAAGCUCACUUUAACAAACUGCAUUCAUAAAUCAUGUUAUUGUCAAUCUGGGCAAAAUGCCUGAAACAAGUCAAUUGAACCAUCUUCUUGUUCACAGGGUAAAAACAACAUCUCUUUAUUCUUAAGAAUCUGCUUGCUUGUGCAGUGUUACUUAUUUUUAAACGAUUAUUAUUUCAAAUUUGCAUUCAUGCCACAUGCUGUAUGUAUUUGUCCAAUGUGUCCUUUAUGACUUUUAUUUCUGUUUGAGGCACACUUUCAUGAUUAGAGGUUAUAUCAUUGCAGAGAAGCUGGGAAAUAAUAAUUUAGUGCUUGCCUAAUGGCCAGUAAUCUACACAUUUGUUUGGCCUAAUCCAAUAAAAUCAAUGAAAAAUAGAAGCAUAUUAACCACAAAUAGGACUUAUGCUUUCUCAUCAACUCGUUUUAUCAAGCUUCUGGUCAGAGACCUAUUCAUCUUUAGAAUGAUAUAAUCAAGCAGUUUUAUGUGAAAUAUGGUAAAACAGACCCGUUUAAUAAGAGAAUCGGUUUUCGAAGUGCACCAUUGCAAGGUGUCAAUUAAAGUUAAAAUAUUUA
Messenger RNA from Lingula anatina, 2613 nucleotides. RefSeq lists its product as uncharacterized. Lineage: Eukaryota; Metazoa; Brachiopoda; Lingulata; Lingulida; Lingulidae. The record is from RefSeq and is a predicted model, not a curated record. Gene Ontology annotation, cellular component: nucleus.